UACGCGAGCAAAAUCUUGUUGGUGUUUCGUGGCUCUUGGCCCCUUGUUCUUUUCCCAUCUUUUCAGUUUUUAGAGGCGUCGCUCCUGCCUCCAAAAUCCUUACCCCUUGUUGCCCCUUGUUGCCGUGCUGGCUGCAGUUUCUUCCGACAGCACCAUUGCCUUUGCAUCUAGACGGUGUUACUGUGUCAACAUCUUCUAAACUAGGGACGAGUGUUUCAAAGGAAUAAUCCUGAAAUUUCAAUCAAGAUUUUGAUAUGGACGAUUUUGAUAUAUUUUCAGAUAAGUCUCUAGUAACCCAAGCUCGUGCUGGUGCUAAGUUUCAACCCAGAGCCAAACUAAAGUCUAGAAAGGAAAAUGUUGCAUCAAUUCCUUGUAAUAAAAAGGAAGAGGUCGUUACACAAUCCUUGUCUAGUUUGGAAAAUAGAUUGACAAGUCCAAGAGGUUUGUCUGUAGAUACAUCAACAACAUCUGGAACUGAAGAAUCCUUGAAAACCAAUUAUGAGGAUUUAUCCCAAAUUGCUGUUAACAAAGCAGAUGAUGUUGGUUUCAUUGAUGCACCUAGAUCUGAUAUUCCGGUGACUGUCAAUGAUCAUGAUAGCCAUUCUGUUCCUAAUAUAUGGGCAAAAGAUGUAGAUUUUGAUUUGAAUCCCUUUGAUGAUGUUGCAAACCAAGUCACAAAUAAUGCAGGUCGAGCUGGUGGCAAGUUUGAACCCAAGACUAGACCUAAAGCUUGUAUUGUAGACCCUGAUGGCGUUGUAGAUGACUGUGGGAGCUCAGAAGUAAUGACCUCUUCUCAAGUUGCUGUCACAGAUUCUUUGCUUUCAGAGGUUGCCGUUUCCAAUGGUUGUCAUGAUUCACAUUCUAGUUUUGGAAGAUCAGUUGGGGAGAAUGCAGAUAUAUUUUCUGGGUUGGAAUGUCUCGACCAAUUUCUUACUCAAUCUUCUAAUAAUAAUGGAGGUAUUCAGAUUGAUGAUGAAGGAACAGGAGCACAGGAAGCAGGGGCUUUCCCUGAUGUGGAGACUCAAGAUAUCAUGUCUGGUGCAACCAUUGCUUCUGGACGGCAUGCUGGAAAAUUUAAACCCAAGACCAGGUUACAAACUAGUGUGGUCCCAUCUCAACCUGCUGUGGUUGAUAUUGUUAUGCAUCCUCCAAACUCUCUGUUUGUUCCUUCUGAAACUAUGAGCGUGGAGAACUUAAUUCCUGAUCGCUCACCCAUGGAUUUAGGUGCUUUUAUUCCUCCAGAUCCUUCUACCUCUGAGUUCCCAGCGAAUGAGGAAUUGACAAACCUCACAGAAGCUUCUAACCCAGGUGUUACACUCUCUGGAGAUUUUCCUAGCAUGCCUGGAAAACUGAGCUCUAAUAGCAGGAAAAGGGAGGCCUCUCUGAUACCAAAUCCUUCUCAAAAGUCCAAACAAUCUUCUGCUAGUGAUGGGGGGAAUGAAAAUGGUAAAGCAACAAAGCGGUUGAGAAAGCAGGUAACUAGUCCUAAGCUUGUUGAUGAUCAUGAGGAUGAGACUUGUAAUGAUGAGGGCCUAGCCACUGAACCUCCCACUAGUUCUGCUAUAGAUGAGGAUAGAGAUGAUGGUGAUGACGAUGAUGAAUAUAAUGCGGAGAGUGCAUUUUCAAAGAGGAGAACUUCUAGGAGGUCAAAGAAACCGAUGGCUGAAAAUGAAAAACCUCCUCGAAAGCGUAAGACAGCUAAAGAAAAACAAGUUGAAAAGCAAAAGAAAGUGAAUGAAGCAUCAGAUCAGCCAACAGAAGAACAGCCCCGGAAGUUUUCUCAUUCAACUCGUAGAAAGAGAAGAUUUGUGGAUGAGUCUUUGCUUCACACCCCAGAGGAUGAAAUUGACUUUGCAAAGGUGGCCUUGAAGGAUAUUAUUCUGCUUGCAGAUUAUAAGGAGCGAAUAGCAAAGAAAGAGGCAAAAGCAUCAAAAAUACCGUUGACCAAUCAAAGUACCAAAAACACUUUUCCUGAGGAAAAUGCUCAUAAUGAAGAAAGCUCUAUUGCUUCAGAACAAGACCAAGGGUUUACAGAUGAUCAAAUGAGUGGUGGGGCUCAAUCGAGUUCCUUCUUCUUAAAUUACCAGUCUUACAUGGACAAAGAACCCAGAGCAAAAUGGACAAAACAAGAUACAGAAUUGUUUUAUGGGGCCAUUCGGCAGUUUGGGCCUGAUUUUUCAUUGAUACAACAACUUUUUCCUGGAAGAAGUCGUCAUCAGAUUAAGUUGAAAUUCAAGAAUGAAGAGCGUCGAUAUCCAUUGAGGCUUUCUGAGGCUUUAGCAAGUCGUACCAAAGAUCAUUCCUAUUUUGAGAAGGUGAUUGAACAGUUGCAGCAAGUUGCUGGACAGGCAGAGCGGGAGUCUAAUGGAGAUGUUUCAAUGGAUUUGACACGUGAAGAGGCAGAGUUGACUCCUGAAGCUAAUGGGGAAGCAACAAAAGCUGAGCAGGAUGAGGAUGAAGCAGUUGGAGAUCAACAAGCAGAUGUUGCUGAAGACCGUAGUACUUUUAAGUCUGAUGAAACUGAUGAUGAUGAUCACGAUGACAUAUUGAGUUCAUAUAGAAGUGCAUUUUAGUAAUCAAAGACCAGAAAAGGAUAUUUUCAGGCAAUGUUUGUAUGUGGGUUUUGCAGAGGAAUGGGGAUUUGUAAAUACAGAAAGCCUCUAGCUCCCACUCUUACUCACUGCCAACAAUCUGAUUCAUUAUUUUCCAUCUCAAACUCGUAUCUCUUUCUGCACUCGUACUAUGAUUAAUAACUUGUUUACCGAGAGAAACAGCUAUACACACAGCAUAGAUUACUGUUUCUCUCCACAAGUACUUAAUCAUUGUCUCCUUUCUUUGCUUCA
Messenger RNA from Theobroma cacao (cacao), 2843 nucleotides. RefSeq names its product Homeodomain-like superfamily protein. Gene Ontology annotation, molecular function: TFIIIC-class transcription factor complex binding. Gene Ontology annotation, cellular component: transcription factor TFIIIB complex. The record is from RefSeq and is a predicted model, not a curated record. Gene Ontology annotation, biological process: RNA polymerase III preinitiation complex assembly. NCBI's taxonomy places the organism in Eukaryota, Viridiplantae, Streptophyta, Magnoliopsida, Malvales, Malvaceae.